Molecule: messenger RNA, 483 nt
Organism: Cooperia oncophora
Lineage: Eukaryota; Metazoa; Nematoda; Chromadorea; Rhabditida; Trichostrongylidae
Source: the annotation of a GenBank genome assembly
AUGCAUGAUGAGGUGAUGGAGAAUAUCGAGGAAUUUAGAUUGGUCUCUGAAGACACGUGGUCCGAAAUAAUGGGCUUUGGAAGCGCUGAGACAAAACUCUCACCGUUUGCGAGGUUUACUGGGAGACAUAAAAGGAGUGACAAUGUUUGCUAUUGUGGUCUGCCAAAACGUACCUGUCCACCCGGUCCGCAAGGCUCACCAGGUGCCCCAGGUGAUCCCGGUGAAAUCGGUCCAGAUGGAAUAGACGGACCUCCUGGACCGCCAGGAAGGCACAUCAUUAUUCCCGAUAACUAUCCUAAAACAUGUAUCCGUUGUCCGCCUGGUCCACCAGGUGAUGAUGGUCCGACGGGUUAUCCAGGAGCCCCCGGUCUGCAUGGCGGAGCGGGUCCAAUAGGAUUACCAGGCGCGGAUGGAGAACCAGGAGAGCGAGGCGAACCAGGAAAUCCUGGAGAAAUGGGAAUGGCUGGACAGGUGCGUAGCUGA